Messenger RNA from Xenia sp. Carnegie-2017, 945 nucleotides. RefSeq lists its product as uncharacterized. Gene Ontology annotation, biological process: adaptive immune response; canonical NF-kappaB signal transduction; apoptotic process. Gene Ontology annotation, cellular component: CBM complex; cytosol. Bases 162 to 671 code for a protein of 169 amino acids. NCBI's taxonomy places the organism in Eukaryota, Metazoa, Cnidaria, Anthozoa, Malacalcyonacea, Xeniidae. Gene Ontology annotation, molecular function: transcription coactivator activity; NF-kappaB binding; kinase activator activity. The record is from RefSeq and is a predicted model, not a curated record. The transcript has 4 exons.
GAUGACCUAAUGUAUCAACAACUGUUCACUCAGGUUCAGUCAUCAAACAACCAUCAUCACCAAAUACAGUUCAGAAAUAGUCUCCAGUAAUGUAUUUAUUCUGAAAAAUCUUUACAGUUAGUGCGAUAGUGUUCUACUUUGUUAUACAUGUAGUAUACGUCAUGGCGUGCAAGGAACUUAAGUUUGAGGUGCUCAACGAAUUACGUGACAUUUUGGUACGAGAUUUGCAGCCAGAUAGACAUUUUGCGUUUCUGAGAUCUAAACGAGUUCUUGACGAGGAUGAUUGCGAGGAAAUCAACGCCAACACAACACGACGAAAGAAGGCUGAACAAUUCCUUGACAUACUUAGCAUGAAAGGAGAAAGUGCCUUUGAUUUUUUUUGUGAAUCCUUUAUCAAAAAUGGAAAAACUCAACUUCACCUACUUAACCAAAUAUUGGAUGCAUAUGAAGAAAAAACAAAUGAAAGUGAAGAGUACCAACCAUCAAGGCCAAUACAGGACUACAUAAACAUGGAAACCCUAAAUGAUCGUUUGCCACGACCUGGAGAUGCAGGAGCACCUUGCUUGCCAUCUUACCCAAAUCCAUACAUGCAGACAUUUCACACAAAUGGCUCAACUUUGAUGGUCGAAGGUGUAGUUCAUAUGGACGACCCUCCACCUUACUCUACAUGAUGUUCUCAAAACUGUUGUAUUUUUUAAGCCUAAACCUAGAAGUAUUCAUUGAAUAUCUUCUAGUAAACUGCUGAGCAUUAAAAUACUCACCCAGCUAAUUCAUAGUGACAUGCAACUUAAAUUAUUAGUGUAACAUGAUGUACCAAUAGCGUUGGUUUCUUGUGAAUGUAUCAACUUGUAAAUGCAUGAGAAUUUAAAUUUAGUAUUUGUUGAAACUAGGUAAUGAAUGAUAGUAAGAGAACAAGAACACAACCAGAACAUCAACACUUUUCAA